AUGACUGUUUCGUUUCCUCUUCUUCGUUUGCCAGCAGUGGCACUUCGUGAAGUACUUUUGAACUUUGGAACGAUGGAUUUACUUGAAUUCUCCUUCACCUCCACCAGAGUGAGAGACUGUGUCUUUCGUUCAGCGAGACUGCGUGUAAUCGAACAUAAUGUGGAAUUCCUGAAAGAAUGUCCACACAUUGUCACAGUCUUCAAAAACGACGACGGUCUACACGAACACAAAUUAGAAUGGGAGUUCGUCGGAGGUCAAAUGGCAGGAAAAUCGCAUCAAGAAGAGAGGAGAAUAGGAUGUCAUCGGUUCGAGAAAUGUCAUAAGAAUGGAAACAUAAUCCAAUGUUACUUUCACAACCCAGAGUUCGGAGCAUCUGUCGUGUUUAAUCACAUUUCGAAGAUCUUCCAAGGACCGGUCAACCCUCUCGCGGUUCGCCAACAUCUCGAAAAAUCAAAAUAUAAUGCUGUUUCAGAUGUGAUUCAUUUUUGA
Caenorhabditis remanei is the source of this 489-nucleotide messenger RNA. RefSeq lists its product as uncharacterized. Gene Ontology annotation, biological process: embryo development. The record is from RefSeq and is a predicted model, not a curated record. The transcript has 3 exons. Bases 1 to 489 code for a protein of 162 amino acids. NCBI's taxonomy places the organism in Eukaryota, Metazoa, Nematoda, Chromadorea, Rhabditida, Rhabditidae. Gene Ontology annotation, molecular function: protein binding.